Batrachochytrium dendrobatidis JAM81 is the source of this 1275-nucleotide messenger RNA. RefSeq lists its product as uncharacterized. Gene Ontology annotation, cellular component: MWP complex; microtubule organizing center; mitotic spindle. Lineage: Eukaryota; Fungi; Chytridiomycota; Chytridiomycetes; Rhizophydiales. The record is from RefSeq and is a predicted model, not a curated record. The transcript is spliced from 9 exons. Gene Ontology annotation, biological process: microtubule anchoring at mitotic spindle pole body. Bases 1 to 1275 code for a protein of 424 amino acids. Gene Ontology annotation, molecular function: protein binding.
AUGGCAGACUUUUCAGAAAUAUUCAAGCAGUCUGGCUCACACUGCAAAUUCUCUCCAGAUGGAGAACAUUUGGCCAUCGUUCUUGAUCACAGACUAUUUGUCCGAAACACUGAAACCCUGCAGAUUGUUGCUCUCUUUAAAUGCCUCGAUUCAAUUCAGGACAUUGGCUGGUCUUCAGAUUCAGUUUACAUUUUUUGUACAUCGUUUCGUUUAGGAAACAUUCAAGUGUUUAGCUUGACGGAUGAGACUUGGACUGCACAGAUGGAUGAAGGAUUGGCUGGAUGUGUUGCUGUUAGAUGGACACCUGACGCAAGGCACUUGCUCAGUUUUUCGGACUUUCAGCUCAGAAUUACAGUCUGGUCUCUAUGCACAAAAGAUGCAGUGUAUAUCCAAUAUCCAAAAUUUUCAGAUCGAGGGUACUGUUUCAGAAGCGAUGGCAAGUACUUUGCCUUGAUUGAGCGUUCAGAAAACAAAGAUUAUAUUAGCAUUUACGAGUGCUGCGAUUGGACAUUGCUCAAGAGAUGGCCCGUUGCAAGUAGUGAUGUGGAUGGAAUCGCUUGGUCUCCAGAUGGUAGAUUUCUCGCGGCUUGGGAGCCCAAUAUCGAGUAUUGCGUAUAUAUUUAUUAUCCGGAUGGUCGUUUGGUUCACAAAUACUCGGCAUACGAUAGCGGUUUAGGCGUUAAAUCCGUAAAAUGGUCUCCAUCUGGGCAAUUUUUGGCAAUCGGAAGCUACGAUCAAACGUGUCGACUGUUAAACAACUAUACCUGGAACCCACUUGCAGAAUUGUCCCAUCCCGCUAAUCUUAAAUUCCGUGAUAUUGUUGUAUACAAGGAAACCAGUGUAUCAGAAGAUUAUAAAACAAUGUCGCCACCUGUGACUAUUUCUCAAACCAAAAUUGAUCCAGAUAAACCUUUCCCUAAAAUGGGGGUUGGGAUCACUGAAUUUAGUUGCGCUGGUCACUUUCUAGCCACUCGUAAUGAUAAUAUGCCAUCUACACUUUGGAUAUGGGAUAUGACAACUCUACAUCAAAUAGCGCUUAUUCAGCAAACAUCACCUAUUCGAUCUGUCAAGUGGAAUCCACGUCAUUCAGACCGACUAGCAUUUUGCUGUGGUACUGGACUCAUUUAUCUUUGGCAAAGCGAUCUUGGAUGCGAAUCGAUUGAAAUUCCAGCUGUCAGCUUUCAAGUGACGAGCUUUGAGUGGAAUCCUGAUGGCCAGAGUUUGGUACUGAUGGACAAGGACAAGUUUUGCAUUGCGUUUACAAUUGACGAUUAA